AUGCCAGACAGUCCCGAAGGUAGUCUCGUUUUCCCCUUCGAGUACAGCGAGCACCACCUCCUCAGACCUCACUUUCUGGGCAAGUCGUCGAACAAGGAUGACUUUGAACAUCUGAGUAACAGCGCUCCUCACUUCACUCCUCUUGCAGCUGGUGAGACUGAUCCCGAACACAUUUCCUACUUCAGAAAAGACAUGGAUGCCGCCGUCGAUGCAGGAAAGAACAAAGGCAAGGCCAAGGCCGCAAAGGAGGCAACGCAAGAAGUACGAAACGCCCAGCAGCAAAACAUGCGUCGCCAGGUCGAACGCACUCAGGUCGCCCUCGGCCUUGCUCCACCAUCAGAAGACAACCCCGACCUCGAUAUAAUUUACAUUGCCGUCGAUGUCGAGUCGUACGAACGUAACCACAACAUGAUUACCGAGGUCGGUUUUGCUACCCUCGACACACGCGAUCUCAAGGGCAUCCCUCAUGGCGACGCUGGCAAGGACUGGCACAAAUUCAUCCGCGCCCGUCACUUCCGCAUCAACGAGUACAAGCACUACACCAACUCCGAAUUCGUCCGCGGCUGCCCCGACCAAUUCGAAUUCGGCGAGAGCGAGUUCGUCGACUUGAAGGACAUGCCUCGCAUGAUUGCUUCAUGCUUCAAGCACCCAUACAGUGCAAAGGAUGCCCACUCUAUCAACGAGGAGGAACGAGCAAAGCGCACGAUCGUCUUCCUUGGCCACGACACCAAGCAAGAUGUCGCUUACCUUCGCAAACUUGGCUACGACCCUUCUAAUCUGGCCAACCUGUACGAAAUCCAGGACACGGCUGCCAUGUGGCGUGCCGUCACCAGCGAGCAAUCCACCCGCGGUCUGUCUCACAUCAUGUACACGCUCGAACUCGAGUCUUGGAACACCCACAAUGCUGGCAACGAUGCUGUCUACACUGUGCACGCCAUGAUCGGUAUCUGUAUCAAAGACCUGCAGAAGAAAGCCGUGUCCACCAACGACGACGACGAAGGUGGUGUGAGUCUGCUGCCAGAGAAGAAGGUUAACGUCGACAAGGAGAUCAAGAAGAUCACCAAGAAGUUUGUCGAGUGGGAAAUGUGA
Messenger RNA from Aureobasidium uvarum, 1089 nucleotides. Lineage: Eukaryota; Fungi; Ascomycota; Dothideomycetes; Dothideales; Saccotheciaceae. The record is from the annotation of a GenBank genome assembly.